Messenger RNA from Entrophospora sp. SA101, 408 nucleotides. Lineage: Eukaryota; Fungi; Glomeromycota; Glomeromycetes; Entrophosporales; Entrophosporaceae. The record is from the annotation of a GenBank genome assembly.
AUGGAUCGUGCAUUUUUUAUAGAAGAUUCUUAUGGGGUGGAUGAUCAUAAUAAUGAAAAAUUAAAGAUAAUCGUGAGUGUUCCAUAUGAAAAAAAGGUUCCUUCUAUUCCUGUAUUUAGAAUCGGCUCGAUCCAGUUGAUUGAAUGGGAUUAUUUUGGAUUUGAAGGAAAUCCUGAAGUUAUAAUAGAUGUCUUCUAUAUAUUUCCAACAUUACCAAAUCCCAGUUAUAUUUCAAUUUGGCCAAAUCACAAAAUUGCAAAAUUGCAGGAUGAAUCAAUAAAAUUCGAAAUAGGUUCUAAAUAUUUUCAAACUGGGAAACAAUAUAUAGCAAAAGUUUUUUUAAAAGACAAAGCUGAAAUUAGUGGCACAUCGGAACCUUUUAUGGUUUGCGAAAUUUGUCUUUAUUGA